GGUUGGAAACUUGCCAAGCUAGCUAGCCAAAGCAGCAGCCUUCCCCGGUAAACUCUCGCGCGAGGCCGACGCCUGUCAUGAGCGACCAGCCCCAGCCCGUCCGCACCGGCGACGUCUACCCGCCCUCCGCCGCCGCUCACGACGCGCGCCGCCAGCGCGACGAGGUCCUCACCCAUGAUGAUCAGCAGCAGAAACAAGAUGGCCGCCGCGGCGAGCUCCGGGUCACCGAGACCGACGAACCACACGCCGGGAGACGCGUCGUCACUGCCACCGCCGGCGGCCAGGUGAUGGCGCAGUUCACGGUGCCGGUGCCGGGCGCCGGUGUGGAGGAGGCGACGGACGCGGUGACCAUCGGCGAAGCUCUACAGGCCGCGGCGCAGACGUCGGCGGGCGAGAGGCCGGUGGACCUCGCGGACGCGGCGGCGGUGCAGGCCGCCGAGACGCGCGCGACGGGGCUGGGCGGCGUCGUGCCGGGCGGCGUGGCGGCCGCGGCUCAGCAGGCCGCGGAGACCAACAUGAGGCCCGACCUCGCGGAGGAGGAGAAGGUCCGGCUGAGGGACGUGCUGGGCAGCGCCGCGGCGGUGCUGCCGGCCAACAAGGUGGCCACGAGGGAGGACGCCGUUGCGGUGGCCACAGCUGCGAAACGCAACGCUCCUGCGGGAGGUGGUGGAGGAGGCAAGGGCGUCGCCGAUGCGGUGGCCGCGGCCGCCGAGAUGAAUGAGAGGAGGAUGACGCGCACGCGGCAGGCUUAGGCUAGCAGAAGAUCGUGCGUGGCACUGUAAAUACCUUGUACUGCGUAGUUCCACUUCCACCACGCAUAUACGUACGUAACGUACUUCUCUAUUCGUGUUGUAAUCUACAGCGUACUGUACGCUUUUUCAGUAGUAUUAUGUACAUCGUUGUGAUCGGACCGGGUCGGAGAGGCACCGACUCCGACUGAUAGUCGCAACGAAGGCUUUAUAUA
Molecule: messenger RNA, 964 nt
Organism: Triticum aestivum (bread wheat)
Lineage: Eukaryota; Viridiplantae; Streptophyta; Magnoliopsida; Poales; Poaceae
Product: late embryogenesis abundant protein D-34-like
Exons: 2
Coding region: 78-752 (224 amino acids)
Source: RefSeq, a predicted model, not a curated record